Molecule: messenger RNA, 1449 nt
Organism: Exophiala mesophila
Lineage: Eukaryota; Fungi; Ascomycota; Eurotiomycetes; Chaetothyriales; Herpotrichiellaceae
Exons: 1
Coding region: 138-1124 (328 amino acids)
Molecular function (GO): nickel cation binding
Source: RefSeq, a predicted model, not a curated record
AGAAUAUACAACACAGCACGUGCUCCAGAUCCUGUCAUUCGUUUUCUGGACACGAGAUCUAAGUACUCCAAGUUACGUUGAAAAUGAUUUUGGGCUGGGACCAUCGGCAGCUCAGUGCUUGAGUCCGCAAUCCGGGCAUGCCUUUGCCGGGCUCGCCAUUUGCGCCAUCAUCUUCGGUCGCGGGCGAAGGCGAGAUCGUUGUAGCACUUCUCCCACCCGGCAAGCAGGUUCUCUGCAAAUGCACCUAUCAAUACCCUCUGAAGCUCAUUACUCCAGACGCCCACAAAUCUGGCGAUGGCAAACAGGUGACGGUCUGCUUUCUUCUGACUUACGGAGGAGGCUUGGUAGGUGGCGAUCAUAUCAAUCUCAAAGCCGAGUUGAAUGUUUCAACACGAACGGUCAUUGUGACCCAGGGCAGUACCAAGAUAUUCAAGUCACCGACACGGACGGUGGUCAGUCAACAGAUAUUAGAUGUCAAGAUCGGGGCCCAGGCAGCUCUAUGCUAUCUCCCGGAUCCUACUCAGCCAUUUGCAGAAAGCGUCUACGAGCAGAGGCAAACAUUCUACGUUGAACCGGAUGGGUCCAGCAAUUUGUUGAUGCUUGACUGGGUCAGUGAAGGUAGACGAGCACGAGGGGAGAGCUGGACACUUUGGAGCUGGAAAGGCCGAAAUGAAGUCAGGGAGUUUGACAGGCAGUCCAAGGGUCGGCUGUUACUUCGCGAUGCAGUCAUGCUGCAUGAUGGACAUUUUGGAAACUCUGGUCUGGUGGACAAAACCGACGAUCUAGGCAUUUUGGGCACGUUGAUCGUCUAUGGUCCCCUAUUACAGAAGCUAGGUGAAUACCUGAUCAAGCAUUUUGCUCAAGAACCGAGGAUUGGGGCGCAGAAUUGGACGCAGACCGAUGGCAAGUCAACUGGUGAGGCGAACAAGGCAGAAACGGACGCGAAAAGAGGCGAGGUACAGGAUGGGUUGCUUUGGACUGCUGCCAAUGUCCGUGGGUUCGUUCUUGUCAAGUUUGGAGCAAGAGAGCUUGACGGUGCGCGACGCUGGCUGUGCUCACUUCUCAAAGAGGAGGGAACGGUUGAGAAGCUAUUUGGGCAUCAAGCCCUCAUGUGUCUCAGGUGAAAGAUCCUUUCUAUCCAAUGCGUCACUCCAGCUAGCGCAACCACGCGAGUCUUAAGACGGAAAACACAAACUAUUUGCCAAUGGUGCCAAAGAGACGAUCUCCAACGUCGCCUAAACCAGGCUUGAUCAUGCCUUUCUGUGUCAACUCAGUGUCCAAACCUCCGACCCAGAUCUCUGUCGAUUCUGGCCAUUCCUCGGCAGCCUUGAGAACACCAGGCAAUGCACCAAUAACACUAAGGACAAUGAUGUGAUGAACUCCCCAUUCUCUUAAGGUCUGGAUGGCGGCUACUGCGGUGCCUCCCGUGGCAAUAACAGGAUCGGUGAU